This is a messenger RNA of Prunus mume (Japanese apricot), 1110 nucleotides long. Lineage: Eukaryota; Viridiplantae; Streptophyta; Magnoliopsida; Rosales; Rosaceae. The record is from RefSeq and is a predicted model, not a curated record.
AAGCUUCGUGUUCGUUCCAAUAUAUUUAAAGAGUAUAGCCGCUCGGCUCUACGUUUAAAAUAUUCGAAUGUAAUUGGAAAGUAUAGCCGUGUAUAAUUUCUAUUUAUAGAGUGGAGCCUUGCGGCUAUAAUGGAAACGUAUCAUACAAAAGAAGGCGUAUCAUCCAAAGGAAACGUAUCAUACAUGGUCAUUUCAGAAUCCUCAUGGUGGUUUGGGAUUAUUAAGCUUCUCUUAUUACAUGGGCUUCUUCUUGUUCUAGCAAUAGUAUACUGAUAAUAUUGCAGAAGCCUCAGGAAUAUGAUUUGAUGUGGUAGAAAUAGACCAGCUUGACCAAAUGAGAAUACAGUAUGCUCUACGUUUUACUUGUUUGGCAGAUUGGGGACCGAAGGUUGAUGUUGUUGUUUUUUGUUUUCUUGACCUUGCUUCAAAUUAUGAACCCCCAGAUUCACUUGCGGAGUGGCUUGAAGUUGGUGAACAGCCUGUCUAUAGUGGAUUUGAUAGCCUUCCUCUUGAAGAACCAGAGAAAAUGACCAAUAUUAUCCUUCAAGCUCUGGAAAUAACUAGACAGAGAGUCGUCAUCAACCGAGGCUGGGGUGGCCUUGGUAAUUUGGCAGAACCAAGUGAUUCUGUGUAUUUAGUGGACAAUUGCCCCCAUGAUUGGCUAUUCCAACGAUGCUCUGCUGUGGUGCAUCAUGGGGUUGCUGGGACAACUGCUGCUGGUCUGAAAGCUGCGGUAACUGAUAAUGCUAUAUUCUUGGGGAGUCUUACAUCUGUAAAUGAUCCAGUUACUCAUUUUUGGCUCAUAUUCUCUGUUCUUUUUAGUGUCCAACCACAACUGUACCAUUCUUUGGGGACCAGCCAUUUUGGGGGGAGAGGGUGCAUGCCAUAGGAGUAGGUCCUGCACCCAUUCCAGCUGAUGAAUUCUCACUUGAAAAGUUGGUCGAUGCCAUACGCUUCAUGUUAGAUCCAAAGAUAUUUACCAUUUUCUUUUUGAACUUCCAAGUGAUUUACAUAUAAUUCGUCAUUUCUUGAGUGUAAACUUAUCACACAUGCAUACGCGCUGAUUUAAUUGAAGUUGACAUUGUUUUGUGAUCAAUUUCAACAUGCAAA